GCGGCCGCUCCGCCGCGAGGUGUGUCCCUGAGCAGCGGCUCGGCGGUGCCUUGUGAGGAUUGGGCAGGGCGGGCGAGCGGCUCCGCGGCUCCCUCGCCGGGCUCCGCCGCCGCGCUCCCGCAGUAGCAGCGCGCUCGCCGCCCGCGCCGCUCCCGCUCCGCGCCGCUCCCGCCGCGCCGCCAGCGCCCGCCCCGGCCUCGGCCCCGGCCGCCGCCGCAUCGUGAUGCCGCAUCCCGCGGCGCCCCUCGGGGCCGCCCUGCUGCUCGUCCUGCUGGCGGCGGACUCCUCGCAGACCGUGCUGCUGCGCGCCCCGGAAGCUGCCCAGUUCCUGCGGCAGAGGCAGCGGCGAGCCUACCAGAUCUUCGAGGAGACCAAGCAAGGGCACCUGGAGAGGGAGUGCGUGGAGGAGCACUGCAGCAAGGAGGAGGCCCGGGAGGUGUUUGAGAAUGACCCAGAGACGGAAUAUUUUUACCCGAAAUACUUGGACUGUAUUCAGAAAUAUGGGUCACCGUAUACGAGAAAUCCAGAUUUCCUUACAUGUGUUCAUAAUUUGCCAAACCAGUGUUCUCCCAGUCCUUGUCACAAAGAAGGUACCAUCAAAUGCAAGGAUCUCAAGGGGGAUUUCUAUUGUGAAUGCAAGCAUGGCUGGCAGGGAAAAAAAUGUGAAAAAGAUAUUGAUGAAUGCAGAACGCAGAAUGGCGGCUGUAACCAGCUCUGCCUCAACAAGCUAGGCAGCUACCGGUGCUCAUGCUACAGUGGUUAUGUUCUUAAAGACAGCAAAAUAUGUGAAGAUAUAGAUGAAUGCACAGCAUCAGCAGACAUCUGUGGAGAAGCUCAUUGUAAAAAUUUAAUUAGCUCAUAUGAAUGUCUUUGCGAUGCAGGCUACAAGUACGAUGACGUGAGAAAAACUUGUCAGGAUAUAGAUGAAUGUGAAGAAAAGCUCUGUGAACAGACCUGUGUCAACUCACCAGGGAGUUACACUUGUCAUUGUGAUGGCAGAGGGGGGGUGAAACUUUCCCAGGACAUGAAUACAUGUGAGAACAUCAUACCAUGUGUGCCUUUUGCUGUUGGAAGGAGUAUUAAAUCCUUGCACCUGGGGAGGAUGUUCAGCGGCACUCCUGUUAUCAGGCUGCGCUUCAAAAGGAAACAACUGACGAGACUUGUGGCUGAGUUCGACUUUAGAACCUUUGAUCCUGAAGGUAUCCUUUUCUUUGCUGGAGGCCAUCAAGACAGCACAUGGAUAGUGUUGGCUUUGCGCAAAGGACGGCUAGAGCUGCAGCUGAAAUACAACGGAAUCGGCCGCGUGACCAGCACCGGGCCACUUAUCAACCAUGGCAUGUGGCAAACGAUCUCUGUUGAGGAACUUGAACGAAAUUUGAUUAUAAAGGUCAACAGGGAUGCAGUUAUGAAAAUAGCUGUCUCAGGAAACCUGUUUACACUAGACAAGGGAGUGUAUCAGCUGAAUUUGACAGUAGGAGGCAUUCCUUUCAAAACAAAGGACCUUAUUCUACCGAUAAACCCUCGGCUGGAUGGUUGCAUGCGGGCAUGGAACUGGCUGAAUGGGGAGGACACAUCCAUCCAAGAGACCAUAAAGAUGAAUGAAAAGAUGCAGUGCUUUGCUGUAGCAGGACGAGGGUCUUUCUAUCCUGGCCGAGGUUUUGCUGUGUUUAAUCUUACUUACAUGCAACCUUCUUCUGGAAAUGAAACCAAGACAAAUUGGGAAAUUGAAGUAAAUGCUGUAAUUCAACCAGCAACAGAUACUGGUGUGCUGUUUGCCCUAGUUAUGGAAGAAGCAUCUGUCCCUUUAUCCCUAUCUCUGAUUGAUUAUCACUCCACAAAGAAACUGAAGCAACAGUUUAUCAUCGUGGCCCUGGAGAACACAGUUGUGUCCAGACUGGCAAUAAAUCUCUGUGAUAAAAAGGAGCACUCUGUAGACGUCCUCCUCAAGAAAGAUCACUUAUCCCUGAGGGUAGAUGGGGUAGCAGGAGAGAGUGAACUAAGCAUCUCUGAGUUGGAGGAUAGUCUGUCCAUCUUGGAGAGCUCUUUGCAGUCAACGAAGACAUAUGUGGGAGGAUUGCCAGACGUUCCUGUCACUUCCACUCCGGUCACCGCGUCCUACCACGGCUGCAUGACCCUCAAACUGAGCAACACGGCACUGGACUUAGAUGAGGCUCUCUACAAGCACAGUGACAUCACCUCACAUUCCUGUCCUCCAGUCCAGGAGGGUCAGUAGGUACCACUGCAAUGCGAAAGUUUUAUACUCAGAAACUUUCAGUGCUUUUCUUUUUUUAAAAGAUAUAAAUUAUUCAGAUCUACCGCACUGCGUGUAUAGUUUCUCUUAAACACUGAAGUUAUGUAGAAGCUACUGAUCCUUAUGUCAGAUUAAUUAUUGAAAUACUCUUUGCUUUGAGGUUUAAAGGUUGUAAUAUAUUUGUAAAUAGUUCAGAAGACUAAUAUUAAAUACAUCAAAAGUACAGAAUGUACUGAAAGUGAAUACUAUCUUUAGACUGUAAGAGACAGUUUAAUCUGUAAUGUGGGAAACCUGGUAAUAUAUGAGUGUGUACUGGAAGAAAAAUAAUAAUUCUGUAUUAUUUUUUAUUACCAAACACUGCUUCUGAUUUGCAAAAUAUGAGAGAAUAAAAUAUUUACAUACAAUUUUUAA
This is a messenger RNA of Vidua macroura (Pin-tailed whydah), 2662 nucleotides long. It is a transcript of the gene GAS6, whose product is annotated as growth arrest specific 6. The transcript is spliced from 15 exons. The record is from RefSeq and is a predicted model, not a curated record. Gene Ontology annotation, cellular component: extracellular region. The coding region runs from base 224 to 2233 and encodes 669 amino acids. Gene Ontology annotation, molecular function: calcium ion binding. NCBI's taxonomy places the organism in Eukaryota, Metazoa, Chordata, Aves, Passeriformes, Viduidae.